Molecule: messenger RNA, 1724 nt
Organism: Neocloeon triangulifer
Lineage: Eukaryota; Metazoa; Arthropoda; Insecta; Ephemeroptera; Baetidae
Product: thioredoxin reductase 2, mitochondrial-like
Exons: 3
Coding region: 141-1622 (493 amino acids)
Biological process (GO): cell redox homeostasis; glutathione metabolic process; cellular response to oxidative stress
Cellular component (GO): mitochondrion; cytosol
Molecular function (GO): glutathione-disulfide reductase (NADPH) activity; flavin adenine dinucleotide binding; thioredoxin-disulfide reductase (NADPH) activity
Source: RefSeq, a predicted model, not a curated record
UCCACCCGGCUCAGUUGUCAGCUGUUGUAGUCGAGCAUUGCACUUUUGUAUCUGUCUAUUCUUUGGAUCCUGUACAAAAUUUACCGAAAAUUCGCAGAAAAGCGGAAUUUUUAGCACUUCUUUUUACCAGGCGGUCCAAGAUGAGUGCAUCAGAAGGCAUGGCAAAGUGUGAUUUACUGGUAAUUGGAGGCGGUUCUGGUGGCCUAGCUUGUGCCAAAGAAGCAGCGAACUUUGGCGCUAAAGUGGUGCUUGUGGACUACGUCUUGCCCAGUGUCCGAGGGACCUGCUGGGGCAUUGGUGGCACCUGCCUCAACGUAGGAUGCAUUCCCAAGAAGUUGAUGCACCACUCUGCCCUUCUGGGUCUGUGCCUCAAGGACGCCAAACACUUUGGUUGGUCGGUGAGUGAGGAAGUGAAAUUCAACUGGAAAACCCUUCGAGACAACAUAGCAGAGCAAAUCAACUGCACCAGAACUGCCAUUCUAGAAGAGCUGCAAGCGUCCGGCAUCGAGUACAUCAAUGGCCAGGCGUGUUUUCAAGACAAAAACACCAUCAUGGUCAACAUGAAGGACCAGUCCAUGCGCCUCAUUCAAGCAGACAAAGUGGUCGUUGCCGUCGGCAUGCGUCCCAAGUACCCAGACGUCCCAGGCGCCCGCGAAUACGCCAUCAGCAGCGACGACAUUUUCAGUCUGGAAACUCCUCCUGGAAAGACUCUGGUGGUAGGCGCUGGAUUUGUUGGAAUGGAGUGCGCCAGUUAUUUGCUGAGCCUGGGCUUCCCUGUGACUUUGAUGACCAGGUCGCCACCUUUGCAGCGUCUCGACAAGCAGAUGGUGUCCCUGGUCAUGCGAGACAUGGCGGACGCUGGCCUCCGAAUUUUGUCUGGCGGUCUUACCACUAGUCUAUGCAAAACUCCUGAAGGCACCAUUGAGGUCAAGUGGGAGGACCUGGACAAAAAGUUGAGCUCGGAAACGUUCGACACUGUAUUUUACUCUAUCGGACGUGAAGUGGACAUUGAACACCUCUGCCUGGAUCACAUUGGAGUUAAAACCUCCGCGUCUGGGAAAAUAGUUGUUGACCUUCAGACUGACCAAACCAGUUUGGACAACAUUUUUUCCAUCGGAGAUUGUGCUGCUGGUGUGCCAGAAUUGGCCCCUGUUGCUCAGAUGAGCGGCAAAUUGCUGGCUGGGCGACUUUUUGGCCAAAAGAAGCUGCACAUGGACUACAAAAACAUCCCGACUUGUUUGUUCACCACUUUGGAAUAUUCGAGUGUGGGGCUGUCUGAGGAAAAGGCCAUUGAGUUGUACGGAGAGGACGGCGUCCAAGUUCACCACAUGUAUUAUGUGCCGACCGAAUUCACUUUAGCAAAAAGGGACAGCUCCAAAUGUUACUUGAAAGUGAUUUCCUCAACUGAAAUUGAGAAAAACACAGUCCUGGGUGUUCACUUUGCUGGACUCAAUGCUGGCGAAAUUAUUCAGGGUUUUGCCUGCGCCGUCAAAUGUGGACUCACUCUGGACCAGCUUUUGAGCACCGUGGGCGUUCAUCCGACUGUGGCCCAAGAGUUUACCAAGCUGAGAGUGCGAAAGGGCGACGGACCGUGCCCAGGCCUUCCCGAUUAUUUUGGAUGAUUUCAAAAUUCAAUUCGUUACCAAAAUUUUGAAAAAAAAUAUAAUGUUCUUUUGUUGAUUAAUAUAAAACAAUAUAAUAAACUGAUUUUCUAAAUUUAUGAA